GCUCUGAAAGCGGUGAAUGUACGUCGGGAUGAUUAAUUAUUGUGUAGACUGGAUUGCACCGGAUCGGACUGUGCCUCGCGCCUCUCGUGUGUCUCUCGUUCCGUCGGGCAUUCGUAUAAGUCCUGCCUUCGGUGGCUACUUGACCCGAGUCAAUGGAUCACUCCAGACGGAUCAGCCCCGGAACAGUUUAAGAUGGCUUGUCGAGAUUAUCGACCAAUGUUGCCAAUGCCAUGGAUGAUGGCGUUGGGGACGAAAUAAUCUGGCGCGGUGGCUGACGAGGGUUCACUGGUGAGACUGAAUAGGAACGAGGGUGCUGAAAGUGCGCAAGGUAUCCGUAUACCAGUAGAGUAAGGUGGUGCCGAGUGCCUCGAUUCUCGAGGCAAGGAUGCGAAAGGUGAUGUACGUCAGCGGUGGUUUGGUGAUAGAAGAAAUGAGGUGACUUUUGAAUGCUAGCGGCAGCAAGACGACGGGAUUCGAUCCAUACGGCCUUGCCAACGACGCAAAACAGACUGCAGGAGGGUGUGAUUUGACAAGUUUCCUGGGACUGAGUCAGGUAGAUGUAACGCGGUGAAGGCAGAUGUGAAUACUCCGUACCAAAGUUGAACGGUGCAGAAGUCGAGAUGUAGAUCGGCCUACCUUCCUGUUAGACUGCUUACCUUAGGUACUCACGCACUACAGCAGAUGCUCCGGGCGAGUCAAGAAGGAUGUUGCUCAACCACCCUGACUUCCACGAUGCAUUAGGCAAAUAAAUUGUGCAAUUCACUCGAAUGUACGGAUACAAGUCGAUUGAGUAGGAUUUCCGCGGGAAUAAAAGGAAGGAAGGAGCUGAGAGGUUUACGAAGAACCAAAAGGAAACUCCCAUCAGCGCAGCUGCCGUCUAAAUCACAAUUGCCAAAGGUACCUGCCUACAUUCCUAAGGUGCGUAGGUACCUGCGCUCGCCCUACCUAUCUAAACCAGGGCAUCGACUCGAUCUACCAUUCCACACUUCUAAUGCCAACAUAUCGUACGGAUAUAUACUUCAACCUCCAAGAUACACUUCUCGCCGUUGCAUCGGGACCGAUCACCGACCUUCCGUCUACCGAUGCAUCGCUCACCUCGCCCCUCCCGCCAGUUCCUCGGACUGUCUAAGGAUUGCUGAUGAACGGGUACCGAGGCCAUGUGCCGCAAAACUCAGCAGCCUGGUCUGCCUUUCAAUAUGUCCAAGUCAAGCAGGCCAAUCCUUCUCAUCUCGAACAAUUGUCAAUGAAAGACAGGCUUAGGUGGUUUGCUCUGCUGCUCCAGCAAUACAUGGCAUUGCAUGUCACGGCAUGGCAAUAGUCACUAGCGGCAGCAUGGCCUCAUGGAUCAUGGUUUGUGCUGGAGCCCGAGCUGCAGGAGACAUCCCAGUUCGCUCUGCACCAGUUCGUAACCUAGGACCGAGAUGGCUGGCGAGAAAUGGAUGGCCGACUGACUUGCUACUGCCUUCCAAUCGCAUCGCAGCCGCUUGUCACAAGCCAUCAUCGUCGCUGGCCUUUGUUCGCUCUCGCCAACGGCAUCUCCCGCAUGAGGUACCGAAAGACUGCCGCAACGUUCCGAGACUGAUAGAUUAGCAGCAGACAGUUUCCUCGAUGCUGCUUCGAUACUCAGUCAAGCCAGUGAAGCUCGUCUCGGCCGCUGGAAAUUCGUUUGAACCUGCACCUUUCAGUCGUCCCACCCGCUCUAACACUGGCUCAACGUUGAUGAAUGACGUGCAAACGAGGCACUGCUAGAUUCAAGAUGAGCCAUGGUAAAGUUAUCUUAAUCAAAGGACAAGCAUCCUAUCAUCCCUUACCGGCCCGAAGUCAUUGCUCUGGACAGUUGCAAGGAAUAACCUCGCCUCUACUUUCUCCCAAGAGGACCGCCCUCAAGCGUCUCGGGGCUUCCGCACCGCACGCAAUGACCUUCUGGGGGGCAUUAUUCGGUUCCGAACCCAAAAGAUGCCAGUGCUGCGACUUCUAGUACCUUAGCUUAUUCCGUGACAUCAACUUCCCGAGUUCUCCGCGUGGACAUGCAACGGCCAUCACCAGUUGAGAAAUGGUGGAACAGCAAGUGAGAAGGCUACACGGCUGGGCCGAGCGGUGCGGCCAACUCAGACGGAGCAAAGAUUCUGUACUUUUUCGCAAGGACUCGGCUCCGGAGAUGCACGGCUGGCUGUCCAACAAGUUACGACAACAUGUUUCUGCAUGCCGAACCGCACCUUGUCUUUGGCUGGCCUGAUCUUCCACAGUCACAAGCUGAGUUCUGACAGGUGGAGGGAAAGGUGCCCUGCAAUGUGUAGCAGAUGCGGCACCGAAGGUUAGGUAUAGGUCGCCCCAAGCAGUGCCGCCCAGCC
Colletotrichum acutatum is the source of this 2351-nucleotide messenger RNA. RefSeq lists its product as uncharacterized. NCBI's taxonomy places the organism in Eukaryota, Fungi, Ascomycota, Sordariomycetes, Glomerellales, Glomerellaceae. The record is from RefSeq and is a predicted model, not a curated record. Bases 1309 to 1590 code for a protein of 93 amino acids. The transcript has a single exon.